AUCAUUGCAUUCUACAUGUAUAAUGACUACUUGUACUGACUCCGGCGAUGUGCCGGCAUACACCUUACAGCCGCUUCUACAGCAUCGAAGCGCUCCUAUUGAGUGGAAGCAGUUCCAGCUGUUUCUGUCAUGGUUAAUGAGCAAUGCCGCACGGACUAAAUGCCCAUUGAACUUACGGCAGGGAAGGCCACGAUCACAUCAUAACGUGUUAGUGGCGGUGCCAUACCUCGAUGCCGAUUACUUAAUGGACGACCUGGAUGCACUAUCAAUUAUAUUCCGUGGUACUCAGGGAAGUAAUUUGAAUCGUCUCUGCAAUCCACGCAUAAGUGACGACAGUGUAUCAUGUAACAUUAUAAAAAGAUUGUUACUUAUGGAAAAAAUAAAUACCGAUUCUGUUCCUCGAUCCAUAAGAGCAUUCACCUUGGGUCGUGCCGAGUUACGGCAUACGGAAGGCUGGGAUUUUAUUUUUGAAAACGCCAUUAUUACACCUUCAGAUAGUAGUACCGCCGUAUCUAAUAUAGUCACAGAAAGUGUAACUGAGGAGCAGUUUUUUGCCAUAUUGAUGGCUAACGUAACUCGAUCACGUCGUAUUUGUAAAAAUAGGGAUGAACUUACAGAGGAUAUAGAACACUAUAUAGCUUCAGAAUUCACUUCAAUUCUAGAUUCCACUUGUAAAGAUGACGAUUAUACACAGAGUAACGAUAUAGAAAAGGCUGAAAACAGUAGCAACACGCAAGAAGCUACUGGUUCUCAUAAUAUACCAAGCCACUUUGACAAAGAGUUAAUCCGUAAGUAUGCAGCUACCGCCUAUAAACUAAAAGAUGAUUGUGACUUUGGCAGGACUUUCGCAAUUGAUUGCGAAAUGGUUACGGCUGGCGGGGUGACUGCACUGGCAAGGAUUACCAUAGUCGACAGCUUGCUCAAUACGGUGUUUGAUGCUUUGGUUAAACCAGAAGGUGAUAUCCAGGACUACCGAACCCCUUAUUCCGGCAUAACUGCAGAAUCCCUUGAGGACGUGACAAUACGACUUUCGGAUAUCCAGGAAUGUCUCAAUAUGCUAAUUGGACCUGAUACUAUAUUAGUGGGACACUCACUCGAUAAUGACCUAAAAGCUUGCGAAAUCGCACAUUUUAACGUAUUGGACACUGCACUGCAGUAUAUCGCACCUCGCCGUCACAACAAACCAUCAUUAAAGUCUUUGGUAAAACAACAUAUAGGAAUAGAGCUUGUACGUGACAGUGGACAUGAUUCGUACGUAGAUGCAUCGACUACCAUGUUCUUAGCCAUGGAAGGUGUUAUGACCCUGACACCUGGCGUACGUACCCUAGUUGAUAUAUUGGACCCGCGUGCCUGCGGUCUAAUGGAAGAUGCUGAGAUUCUUUCAACAUCGCAGGUGCAUCUAUACGAUCCUAUGGCAAGUGAUUACCAAAGUAUAUUACCACCAUCGAUUAUACUGGAGCCUACAGACAGCGACGCUGCCAGUGUGAAUGCUUUCAGCGCGUUUUUACGCGAUAAGGAUGCAGCUGAACCGUCUAAUCACAUAAUAGUCUUACGUGACUUCCAGAAACUAUGUUACCGCAAGGUCUUCGAGGGUCCCAAAAAUGAGGAAUCAUGCUGUUUAAUCAAGAGGGUUAACCCAAAGGCCGUUUGCUCAUAUCUGAAGCAAUUGGGAUCAACACUCGAAAGCCUGGCAUCGAUGCUUGAUCAUGAAGAUAUCAUGCUUGUAUCCAACCUUAGUGGUGACUGCUGCAAAGUCGACAUUCUAUCCAUAGCAAUGUAUCCAGCCAACUUCCGACGUAUGAAGCGCCUUAAACGCAUGCUGUGUCGAAUGUACGCAAUUGGCCACGGACUACCGGUACCAAGUUCCGUCUCCUCGGAUGAAGAUAUACCCGAAGAGGUCACUAAUCUGUACCGUAGAUCCCAGGGUAUUAUGUUAGAAACAUUACGCAGUGACCAUGAAACCGCAGUUCGUGACCGUGGAAACAGCUGGGUAGCAAUGCUCUCCAAGCAGGUAUCAAACAAACGUGGUCACGGUCAAUAGUAACUAC
Babesia bovis T2Bo is the source of this 2048-nucleotide messenger RNA. Its product is annotated as exonuclease family protein. Bases 23 to 2041 code for a protein of 672 amino acids. Lineage: Eukaryota; Apicomplexa; Aconoidasida; Piroplasmida; Babesiidae. Gene Ontology annotation, molecular function: nucleic acid binding; exonuclease activity. Gene Ontology annotation, cellular component: nucleus. The transcript is spliced from 8 exons. The record is from RefSeq and is a predicted model, not a curated record.